Molecule: messenger RNA, 2016 nt
Organism: Perca fluviatilis (European perch)
Lineage: Eukaryota; Metazoa; Chordata; Actinopteri; Perciformes; Percidae
Product: elongation of very long chain fatty acids protein 4-like
Exons: 8
Coding region: 418-1209 (263 amino acids)
Biological process (GO): fatty acid elongation, saturated fatty acid; very long-chain fatty acid biosynthetic process; fatty acid elongation, polyunsaturated fatty acid
Cellular component (GO): endoplasmic reticulum membrane
Molecular function (GO): fatty acid elongase activity
Source: RefSeq, a predicted model, not a curated record
CAUUGUGGCAGGAAGCAGCGCCCCCAGCUGAGGUCAACAUGUAACAACCAACUGAACCUGUCAAAAAAAGAAAAAAAGAAAAGCCAAACCCAAAGCGAAGACAAACAGGAAGUGAAUCAAAUUUUCUCAGUCGUUUUUCUCCGCUCUCUUUCAAAUUUACUCAGGUGGGAGAGAACCCCGCAUUGUAGCUCCCCGUGUGUAGUGGUUUUCUGUUUAGUGACUUUAGUUAACUCUCUCUUUUGCUGUUUCGGCCGCUCGCUCCAAUCGAUCUUCAUUCAUUCAUCGCAGGAAGGAAAUCUGGAUUUGGCCACAGCUCGUGCUGUCAGGUGAACUCUGCUAAUACGUAUUUGUCAGAUAUUGUCCAAAGGGGGGUCGCAGAAGUUUACCGUUGAAACACCGGUUGCAAGUGUUGUAUCCAUGGCUUCUGCGUGGCAAAGUGUCGUGUCUGUUCACCAGAGUUUAGUAGAGAAUGGAGACAAGAGGACAGACCAGUGGCUGCUGGUCUACUCCCCCGUCCCGGUGGCACUCAUCUUCCUGACGUAUCUCUUCGUGGUGUGGGCCGGCCCUCGUCUGAUGAAACACAGAGAAGCCCUUGACCUCAAAGGGGUUCUCAUUGUUUACAACUUUGGCAUGGUCGGCCUGUCUGGCUACAUGUUCUACGAGUUCCUGGUCACGUCCUGGCUCUCGAACUACAGCUAUCUGUGUCAGCCUGUAGAUUACAGCAACAGCCCGCUGGCAGUAAGGAUGGCCAAGGCCUGCUGGUGGUUCUUCUUCUCUAAGGUUAUAGAGCUCAGUGACACGCUCUUCUUCAUCCUGAGGAAGAAGAACAGCCAGCUGACGUUCCUUCAUAUUUACCACCACGGCCCCCUGAUGUUCAACUGGUGGGCGGGAAUCAAGUAUGUGGCCGGUGGACAGUCGUUCUUCAUCGGGCUGGUCAACACCUUUGUUCACAUUGUGAUGUAUUCUUACUACGGCCUGGCUGCCAUCGGCCCUCACAUGCAGAAGUAUCUGUGGUGGAAGCGAUACCUCACGUCUCUGCAGCUGCUGCAGUUUCUGCUGUUCAUCCUGCACUCGGGCUACAACCUGAUCACAGACUGCAACUUCCCCGACGCCAUGAACGCGGCGGUGGUUGGUUAUGUCCUCAUCCUCGCCGUCCUCUUCAGUAACUUCUAUUAUCAGAGCUACCUCAACAAGAAGAAGCAGAAAUAAAUAAGAGACGCAGCGGUGAGGGUGUUACACACAAAGUAUUGUAUUCCUUUCCUGUUGCAGUACUCACUAGUGUCCACUAGAGGGAACAACACGCUAACGGUCUGAAUGUUCUUCUCAUGGCGCUCAUCAUCAGGCAUCAGACUUGAACAUUGAAUAUUUUACAGACAUGUAUAACUAAUGUGAACAAUCUGAGUUCUCUCUAUUUUUUUGUAUUUUAUAUAAAGUGUCGAUACAUGUCAAAAAAGAGACAUUGUGUGAUCAUUCAAUUAUUUAUUUCUUAAAUUGAGAAAUGACAAACAUUCAAAUGAUUGCUGUAAACAAACUGUACAUUUUAUACAUAUAAUAAUAAUAAUAAUAAUAAUAAUAAUAAUAAUAAUAAUAAUGGGUUGGUUUAUCUGCAUUAUUGCAGAAUUAUGAGUUCAAACCCUCCUCAAGAGAUAAAUCCAAAAAGCAACAAAAAAAAAACAACACUUAAAAACAAAAUACGGAAAUGCAAACAUUUUUUUAAAUUUUUUUCCACUGCUAAAACAACACGGCAAAAUGAUAUAUUCUUUUCUACACUUCAGUCUAAACGAUUGGAAGCUGUAGAUCAGAGAGAAAAGGGAGAGGACAUUUCAUUUCCAUUCAUUAGUUUUGUAGUGUUUGAAGUUUAUAUAGCAAUGUUGAAAAACCUGCAUGUGUACAUGAUGUGCUGUUGGCCAAUAAAUGUGAUUCUGAGUCUAAGAAAUAAUAAUCUUUCAAAAAAAAGAAAUGUAAUUCUUCAGCUUUGACUUUACUAAUAAUAAAGAAGACGUCUGUGUAAUUUAA